AAAAAAAUAUAUAUAUAUAUCUGAUCACCGCAGUAACUUGCAAAAUCGAAAAAAAUUUAGAAGACUUUCUUUUUAUACCCACAAUUUAUAUACCACAUACCUUUUUUUUUUUACUUGUAAACCUACACCCUACAAAAUGUCAUCACAAACCGAUACAGUCAACAAUAAAACUUCAGUGUCCAAUCUAGAUAACAAAACUUCCUCAUCUAAAGUCCCUUUAAAGGAACCAACACUUAAACUUAAUAUGGAAGAAUACCGUGAAAUGAAGAGACUUAAGGCUGUUGGUGACGUGACUGCCAUCGAAAAUUUAGAAAAGAAGGUUCGUCAACGUAUGGAGUUGGAGUUAGCUUCAGAUCCUACAAGAACCGCAACAACUUCUAUGAGUAAUAAGAAGACAGCUACUUCAAAACAAGUCAAGUCAACAAUUACAACAACAUCAAGUCCUAGCGGCAAUGUUUCCGUCAAAAAUGACAAAACCGCUGUAGUAAAUCAUAAAAGAAUAGAAACUAAUGUGUCGACUUCUAAAAAUGGUAAUAUGGUAAGUAGCGAGGACAAGAAAGUUUCUGUUAAGAAAACAAAGCCAAAUACUACAACGACUUUAAAAAGUACCAGUGAAAUUUUGACUAUUAACAAAGAAAAACAGAAAGAAAAAUCAAAACCUUCCGGAUUAACAUCUAAAAUUAACUAUGGACCUAACAAAGAGAAAUCUGCCGCCAUUCGUCAAGAAAAUUUAAUAUCCUCGACAUCAACUUCAAAAGUUACUAAAGGUAUUUUGCUUAAUAACAAAGGCAGACAAACUAGUGUUAAUAAAGAUGUGACAGGAAACAAAGUUCCAUCAAGCACGAGUGCAAACAAAUCAGUACUAAAAUUUGAAAAAUAUGUUGAGCGAUGGAAAUCAUAUCGAGAAAGGGAUGAGAAAUAUAAGCCUUUGGAAUUAUUUUUACCACCAGAAAUUUUAAAUGAUAAAAAUAGGAUGAUCACUAUAGAAAAAAUUGCGAAAGAAUUUGAAUUGGAAAGGCUUCGAAAGCUUUUAAAGCAAGAUAUGGAAAAACCAAACGGUAAUAAGAAACUAGCUCAAAAGAGAAUUGAAAAAUUUAAUAAUUAUGGCAAAACUUACACCCGAUUAGAAAUCGCUGCUGCUAGGAAUGAGGAAGGCCCGAAAACAGAUCAGAAAAUUCGUGCACAUAUAGCUUUUCUUAAUGAAAAAAAUAUUAUUAAUAAAAAAAUAACCUCGUUAGAUGUUAUCGCAGACCCUCAUUAUUUGAAAAAAGGGUUAGAACAAUUUCAAAAAUUUUUGCAACAUAAAGAAAUGGAAAGGAAAAGAAAACUUAAAGGAACAUGGGAAUUCAAUCGCCAAGAAAAAUUGGAAGAAGAAAGGAAACGCAAACGCCAACAAACAUUGGAAAUAGAAAAAAAAAGUGAAAAACUGGGAGGAAAACUUGCAGAGCAAAAACGUCAUCAUGAAAGUGUAGCAGAAACAAAGAGGCGUCAAGAAAUAGAAAGGGAGCGGGCACGCAGAGUCUCCAAAGCGGAAGUUCAACAUCGACAUAAUCGAAUGGAAGACUUGCGUUCCAAAAAUAGUAAUGCUUCAAAGAAAACAAUGACAAAUAGAAGUGAGGCUACAAAAUCAACUUCACUUAAGAAAAGAACAUUUGAUGAACGUUCAGAAGUUUCACCUUCUUCUCGAGCACAAAAAAGAAGAAAUGUUGGGAGUAAUGAACUCGAUAUUUGUAGAUUGGAUGAAGCAACAGUUAACCGGAAUCUGUCCUCGAUUAUCCAUUCAAUAGUUCGUCCUGGAAGACGACCAAUAUAUGGGAUGAUAGACGAUCAUGAUGACGACGCAAUGGAGGUGUCUGGAUAUGAGGUUCUUCGUGAAGAAGCACGCAGCUCCCGUCUUGCGAAGAAAGAAGAUGAUGAUGAAGAACGCGCGGAACAGCAGCGACGCCUUAGAAAGCUUAAUAAAAAAAAGGUCCGGGGUUAAUGCAGAGAUUUAAUGCAUAAUAGUAUUUCUUUCACAAACUAUUACAUAAAACCAUUAUUAUUAUUAUUAUUAUUAUUCUAUAUUAUAUAGAGGUUGAAUUUAAAGCAAGUAAAGAUUAUUAUUAUUAAACAAGUCAGUAAUUAAUUUACAUAUCGCAACAAUAAUCAUAUCGAAUAAAAAAAAAUGUAUAUAUUUGUGGGUUCAAUUGUAAUAUUUGUAAAAAAGUAUAAAAGUAGAUAAUAAACUGA
This is a messenger RNA of Rhizophagus irregularis DAOM 181602=DAOM 197198, 2229 nucleotides long. RefSeq lists its product as uncharacterized. NCBI's taxonomy places the organism in Eukaryota, Fungi, Glomeromycota, Glomeromycetes, Glomerales, Glomeraceae. The record is from RefSeq and is a predicted model, not a curated record.